Leopardus geoffroyi (Geoffroy's cat) is the source of this 1259-nucleotide messenger RNA. It is a transcript of the gene GIMD1, whose product is annotated as GIMAP family P-loop NTPase domain containing 1. The record is from RefSeq and is a predicted model, not a curated record. NCBI's taxonomy places the organism in Eukaryota, Metazoa, Chordata, Mammalia, Carnivora, Felidae. Gene Ontology annotation, molecular function: GTP binding. The coding region runs from base 606 to 1259 and encodes 217 amino acids. The transcript has 3 exons.
AACUACACGUGCACAUAUAAUCACACUAGUGAUUUCAUCAGUUAGGAUGAGAUAAUAAAUUUCGAUUCCAUGGAAAUAGCCAAGGGUUUUCUUAAAGAAUUUUUGAAUUUAUGAACUAAAUACUAUUAUAAACUCAGUAUCUAUUUAUUGCAUGAAUAUUACAUAUCUACCUGUUGAAAGUUUUGACCAAGUACUGAUAUGGUGCUCAUCAUUUACAAUGGAAAUAAUUGUGACCAUUGCUUUUGAAUGUCUAGCUUGGGCUUAAUAGUUGUCAAUCUUGCUUUCUUUAUACUAUGGAUAAGUGGUUACCUAUGAGCAAUGCCCUAAAACAAAGACUUUAAUCUUGGAAAUAAAGUUUCAGGAAGUAUCUGUUGAAAUGACUAGUCUGUCAGAUGAAAAAAAAAAAAAAGUCAGUGCUGAUUAGAGGAAGAUAACUAACCAUUUAUAGAGAGGAUUCUGGUAAUAGAUUAACGAAAUAAAAUACAUACAGUAUCAGUCCCAGAGUGGUACAGUAACACCGUCAGAAGGUUAAAGUUCAACCCGAGAACAACUAUACCAGCUCCAGGGAAGUCUAUGGAAAAAGUAUUUUUAAGAUUGGAAAAGACAUGACAGACUCUAACAAGAUGAUCAUCAACUUGGCCCUCUUUGGCAUGACUCAGAGUGGAAAAAGCUCUGCUGGGAACAUUCUUUUGGGAAGCACUGACUUCCACAGCAGCUUUUCUCCAUGUUCUGUGACCAAAGAUUGCUGUCUGGGCCGCAGUUGUCACCUCUGUGGCUUCAUGCGUCGAGGGGGGCAAGAGAUAACCCUGCAGAUCCAGGUGUUGGACACUCCAGGUUAUCCACACAGCAGACUGACCAAGAAGCAUGUGAAACAGGAGGUCAAGGAGGCCCUGGCACAUCACUUUGGGCAAGAGGGUCUCCAUCUUGCACUGCUGGUCCAGAGAGCAGACAUGCCUCUUUGUGGACAGGAAGUAUCUGACUUAGUCCAGAUGAUUCAGGAACUUCUAGGACAUGCUUGGAAGAAUUACACUGCCAUUCUUUUCACCCAUGCAGAAAAAAUAGAAGAGGCUGGGUUCAGUGAAGAUACAUACUUGCAUGAGGCCUCCGAUACACUGCUAACCCUGCUAAAUUCUGUACAGCGCAGAUAUAUUUUCCAGUAUAAAAAAGGAAACUCACUUAAUGAACAAAGAAUAAAAAUCUUAGAAAGAAUCAUGGAAUUUAUAAAAGAAAAUUGUUACCAAGUUCUUACCUUUAAAUGA